UAGCACACGCUCCAGCGGCAGCACGAGGCAGCGUGGUAUGACAUCCAAGGCGGGCCUCUUCCUGGUGUGCACCACCACCUUAGCUACCCACUUCGCAGCAGCCUGGCAGCACGCCCCCUGCGGCUCGACGACGCCUGGCGCGAAAAUGCUACCCUCCGCUACUGCUACCGUGCCUGGGCGAUCCUGUAGGACCGCAUUGCAAGCAGCAGCGAGCGGGGGCGGUGCCAAGUCUUUGACGGAGACGAUGGCUGAUUCGCUGGCCGAAGCCUUGGGGGUGGGUACCGCUGGCGCAGAGCAGCGGUUUAAGAUCGGAGGGGGUGGGUACGGCGGCGGCGGAGGGGCUUCGGUGGGCACGAUCGACGACCUCGAAACCGGCGACAAGUACUUCUACAAGAAGGCGGGACCCUCCGGUGCCAGCAUGCUGGAGGCUGAGCGAGCAGGCCUUCAGGCCAUGUACGAGGCCAAGGCGAUCCGCGUGCCCCGGCCGAUAUGCGGCGGAGACGGGCCAGGGGGCUGCUUCGCAAUCUUCGAGCACCUGAACAUGGGUGGUAGGGCUUCCGCGGAGAGAGCGGAGCUCAUGGGCGCGCAGCUGGCGCAGAUGCACCGUAGCCUCAGUCCAAACGGCAAGUACGGCUUCCACGUGGACAACACAAUCGGAGCUACCGCGCAGCCGAACGGCUGGAUGGAUUCUUGGGCAGACUUUUGGGUGGAGAGGAGGCUUCUCCACAUGAUCCGUCUGAGCGAGCGGGAAGGGGGCGUUUUUCAGAACGUGGACAAGGUCGUCGAAAAGACGAGAUCCAUCUUGGCGAAGCACGAGGUGCAGCCGUGUCUGGUUCAUGGAGACCUGUGGGGAGGCAACCAAGGGUUUGUGGCGCCAGAAAACGAUCCGGUAAUAUUUGACCCGGCGACCUACUACGGGGAUCGAGAAGUGGACCUCGGGAUGACCCAUGUGUUCGGCGGGUUUCCACCUGCGUUUUACCGAGGGUACGAGAAGGAGUGGCCGUUACCAGAGGGCCACCAGGAGAGGCAGGUGGUGUACAACGUCUACCACAUCUUGAACCACCACGUCUUGUUUGGCGGGGGGUACCUUGGCCAGGCGCAGAGGAUGAUGGGCCAGAUACUCAACAUGUAGCAAACACAAGAAGCGAGGAUGGAAAGGUUGAGAGAUUGAAGUAGUAUGAUACGAAGGCUCUUGUUAUAGCGCCGGGGAAGAGAAGAAAACGGCGGCCUUUUUCUCAUGGCCUUGGGAGUUUGUUGUUUUGAGUUGGCGGCACACGCGCACGUGUAUUCCCCUGCAUAAUUGUGAUAGCUAGCUGCAGUUGGCUCGUCGGGAGGGGGCAGAUUGUUUACUACGGCGCGGGGGCGAGUGCUCUCAUGCCUGCCAAGGUUGUGUGACCAUCCACGAUGCGCCAUCAUCGGCGAUGCGUGCAUCUCUCGUUCCUUUUCAGACGGAGCGAAGCAUCACCGUCCUUACGCUCACAGCCCCCUUCCUAAAGGCGUUCUCUCUGCCUCUGCCGUUUUUGCACAAGAGCUUGUUGUUCGUCUUACGGCCUUGUCCUGGCACGGGCGGGGGGGGGAGAGUUUCACUGGUUACGCAUUCAUAUCUGUCUUAAAAUGAGAUAUUGAACAUGCCUGCUGUGCUACAGUAGUAGGGAGAGGUUAUGUGGCGCCCCUAUGGAGUUUCGUUGAUGGAGUAGGCGUUCGUUGAUGAGGCACUACUCGUAGUUCGUGGAGUGUCGUCCGUGUUUCUUCUUGUGCCAAGGGUAGGAAGGACUACAUGUACCUAUCGUUCCGAAACUGUGUCUUGUCGACUCGCCACGUGGCGUGCGUAGAAGCUAGCUAGCUCGUUGCGGGCUACCCUCUGCGCCACUGCACGGUGUCCUUGUGGGUGGGGUGGUCGAUACGACCAGUCUUCUGUGAACAAAAAAUAGCAUACGUUGUACGGUCUCUGCUCUUGAACGUUCAGGGAGGGUAAUCAUGUACAGUACAUAUAUGGAACACAAUACGUACGUUGGAGACAAGUGUCAGGGUGGUGGUAGUUUUCCUUGGGCGUGCCUUGCCUGUUGUAUGAAUCCUUGUGGGAACAUUUCUUCUGUGGUGUGCUGCCUUCGAUAUCGGCCGAGGGUGUUCGUUUCAAUGGAUUGGCGCCCCUCGAGGGAGAGGCAAGUCGGGGGGGGGAUUGACUAGCUUCAGCCCCAUCACGCGUCAGAGUGCCCCUGGAGGUAAAACAAUUGUCAACCCCGCACAAGUUAUUCGGAGCACAUUCCGCACAGCACAUCAUUGCUUGUACCCCUCGAGUUAUCAGCAUGAUUUCCUGGAUUGUUGGAACCGACGAAAGAAAUGCAAUCCCCUCUCGAGAGUCAACAAGGUCAUUGCAGUGCCCCGGACAGACGGAUGGUACUGAAAGCCAUGGCGAAGGUUUGCCCACCUUGAUCAGGUGCAGUGCCCAUGAACAUAAUUUAAUUCCUCGCGCAGGUGCAUAUAUAUUACACCAGUAGCCAAAAGCACUCCAACUGCCACUCAAUCGUCGCAAGACAAUAAAAAAACGCAAGCGCUCCACUGCUGUGAACCUCAUCAACCUGGUGAUCUUUCUCUUCCAAUUGGAAGGUGAUAUCGCGUACGAAGGUACAACAACAGCAGAGAAGCAAACGCCGCGUGCAACAAACCCGAGAGAUGUUGCGAUUAAAAUGUUGCAGGGAGUGGCGCGCCAGCUGGACGACUCCCUACUUAAUUGGCUCUGCCCCCUUGCAAAUGACAUGUACCGGCCAGAUACCACCCUAACUUGCGGAAUCUCACGCCAUGCAUGAAGGCCCCAAAAAACACGGUUCACCAUGAAUACAACAGAAUGCGAAACACCCGACAGCACAACCGCUGUCCCUUGCCACACACACUCUCCACGCAAAGUCAUGUCUCGGAAACAAGAAAUGCCGAGUCUAAAGACUCCCCACGUGGUUCAUGUCUCCCAAUCAUACUCAUGGUGGGCGCGUUUGCUGAAACACAGAUAACAUAAAAAAAAUCGCGCGCCAAGGAGGAGCAGCCUGCCUGUACUAACGAUACAGCUCUACACCAAGGUCACGAAUGCAAUGUGCCCAUGAAAUGACAACUUACACUUUUAUACCCUACUACCCUUACCAGCCCCCAGCGCGGAGCUGCCGCUCGCUGGGCCGCACCGACCGGUUGGCCUCACCGUCAUCACGGUUUGCAACGUCCAAUCGUUAUCCCUUCUACCCAAGCGUCGAACAUAUUCGUUGGCCUAGUUAUCCCGCACUCCGAUCCACACCACGCGCUUGGUACCGCACACCUCGUUCUUCGCUGCUUCAUUCCCCCAGUGAUAACGCCUCUUUUCGAGACCACCGAAACUACGCAUACAUUACACGGAAAACAACAAAACAGAGAUCGUCGAUGCCGUCUCGAAUUCCAUCGAAGAUUUUCACUUCCAGGAGGACAAAACACACCACCUACAAUACGACAACGAGGGAAGGGCGAGUGUGCGCUUUACUCCCCCCUUACCCCCCUUACUCCGCGCCGCAUCAGGUAUGGGCUGGCUGGCAAGCGUCGCUCAGGUUCUGCCGCGCCUCUGCCCCUUCUCCUGUCGUAGCUACCAUACAAGUUAUCUACGUACUCGCCUUAUUUUUUCGUGGUGAUCUUUGUACAACCCCAAGGGAGGCGUGGUAGGUGUGCCCCGUCAGCUCGCCUACAAAUUUCCGCUCCCCAGGGGGUUGCCAUUUUUCUUCUUUCCCUCACCUGACUUCAUCUGUACCACCACUACUCGCCCCCCC
Ectocarpus sp. CCAP 1310/34 is the source of this 3779-nucleotide messenger RNA. NCBI's taxonomy places the organism in Eukaryota, Phaeophyceae, Ectocarpales, Ectocarpaceae. The record is from the annotation of a GenBank genome assembly.